AUGAAUUUCUUUCCAUUUAGCGCGUACAUUGGCUCUAGCAACAAAUAUGUUUAUUUUCAAAAAACUUUAAUUCAUAUAUUCAUAAAAGGAAGAUCAUCGAUAGUGGCAGAAUACUUUUCCACUGAAACUCUUCGUAAUAUGAAAAAAUUAGGGUUUUCGCAAAUUCAACCUUCUGAAAAAUUUCGACAACCUCAAUUAGUUGCUUUUACCGUGACGAGUAAUAUUGAAUUAGCAAUCCUCGCCCCUUAUUUGCUUUUAUGUAAUGCAACAAAAUCUGAAUUUCGUUUGUGGCAACUAGGAGACUAUGAGAAGACAUGGGAUAUUAAUUUAUCUGAAAAAAUUCUUGAUGCUACGUUUUGUGGUGCUAUUAUCAUGGACGGACCGAUGAUUGCAUUCAUAUAUCAAAACGCGUCGGAAGAUGACUUCACUUUUUUUGAAGAAAAUAACACUCAUAUUAUUUUAUGGAGGCCAUUAUUGCAAAGAAAUAUAUUAUGUUCACUUUCCUUAUUAGCACAUAGUAUCCAGGGAUUCUGGCUUCCUCAUCAACAAAAUGGUAUCGUUGAUGAUGUCGACGAACCUUACAGAUUCAUUAACGUAGUAUUUCGACCUCUAUAUGAAUCUCGCAUUACAAUGCGCAAUUUAUUUGAAAAAUACCCUUCCCCAAUACCUUUUUUUAUUUCCAUGAUUCCUGAUUAUUGUGCAAAGAAUAUCACUUGUUUACUAAGAACCAAUCACCUAUGGAACAACGAAGAAAUUAUAUGGAUAGGAACUUCCCAAGGAAAUAUUAUAUGCAUCAAGAACGUCGAUAACAUUGGCGAUAUAAAGCCAAUAUGGUGUACUGACAUUACAAGUAUUCCUUUGAAGAUGGAGGAAGUUCAAUUAGGUGACAAAGUAGGAGGGUUGGAUUCUGUUUUAAUUAUCUAUUUUGAAAACGGAUUAACUAUCUUGAAUUCUGAUAAUGGCAAAAAAUUACGAGAAUUUUCCAAUGAAAUUAUUAUACUGUAUGGUGAUUUCUUUCAAUGUGGAUAUCAAAGCAUCGUACAGGUGCCUUGCAUAUUCAAUGACAGCUUAAUUCUUAUCAGCAAUAUUAACGUUGAAAAUGUUAAUACUAAAGAAGGAAAUAUUUCACAUUUAAGCUCUCUUCUCGAUUCUUUAUUAACCAGAAUAUAUGAUGGAACAGCACAGAUACGAAAAAUCGAAGAGAUGAUUGAUAAAAAAUAUAACCUUUUAAAACACAGUGAUUCUUUACUUCAUACAUUUUCCUAUUUAAUGGGUUUAUACUAUCUGAAGCAAACAAGGUUUACUAAACAAGUCUUACGACAUAGUAAACACACUAAGGGACUUAUACCACUUAUCUCUCACAUACGAAAUUAUACAAGUAAAGAGAUUUGUACCAACCCAGAAGACAAUCCUUCUUAUAUUGAAAUUAUCGAAGCAAAGGCGAACAUUGGAAAAUUUAAUCAUAAUGAAAAUAUUUUAAUAGAAAUUUCGGUGCGAAAUAAGAGCUUCCAAGAUUUAUAUGCUGUCCAUUUAGUUACAUAUUUUAAGAAUACCUCUAACCUUAUGUCUUCAAUGUUAAAAUCAAAUUCUUCAUAUAUCAAUUUGCUGCAUAUAGGAGAAUCGAGAACUAUCUUAUCCUUGAUAGAUUUGCCACUUGAUCUUGUUUCAGAUCAUUUAGAAUUUGGUGCAUUCAUAUUGUACUGUAGAAUCGACGAAAGUUUUGUUUCUAAUUCCUAUCAAAUUUCUGACGAAAUGAUUUGGGAAACGUUAUGCGUAAAGAAAAUCAAGAAAACCAGAAUGAUAAAUCAAGACUUUGUUCAUUUGCUUCCUUCUAUGACAUAUCUGAUUUUUACAACUACAAAUUCUUUGAAUUGUCAAUGGAGCAUAUCUUUGUUACCUUUCCUCCUAGAACAAUAUUUAGGUGUAAUUUCAAAAGAUGACUCUGAAAGUGAUAUUUUUAAAGAUUAUAGACAUCUAGAUGCAAAUAAUGGCAAUGCGUGGACAGAAUGA
Funneliformis caledonium is the source of this 2010-nucleotide messenger RNA. Lineage: Eukaryota; Fungi; Glomeromycota; Glomeromycetes; Glomerales; Glomeraceae. The record is from the annotation of a GenBank genome assembly.